UUAAACCAAUCAAAUGUUUGUCUGAACCAACACAAAAAGAUUUUAUUGGUUGCUUUUGUUAUUGGAAGUAGCCCCAACUAAAUGUAACCCGACAUAUUCUAAAGCACCCAUGAAGCCAUUUAAAGAAAUCAUAUUAAAAGGCUUUAGCUAUUAGUCGUAUUUAAUAGCUCAGAGUCUUUCACUCGUCACCGUGUCGUAUUCAACUAUUCAAUUGUAGCGUUUAAAACGGUGUUAAUAAUAUGCGACAAUCAUAAAACAUUCAAAAAUAAUGUUUUUAAUUGUGAAAUAUUAAAAAAACCAUUACAGUUUUCGCCGUGUAUUCGAUGUGAAGUGUUUUGUUUAGAUAAUAAAAAACAUUUUUAAUCAGUGACCUUUUUACGAAGUGUCAAUAUGGAUCCUAGCUAGCCGAUCAGAUACAGUAGUGAACAGUCAUUAUAUUUUAUUUGCUGCAAUAAAAGUACAAUGGGGUCGAAGGAGGCUCCCCCAUAAAACUGUCACGUUUGUUUUGGACGUCAUAAACUCGUCAAGUAAAGGAUGGUGCAGUGUGUUUGGGUUCGGAGCGAUGAGCGGGCGGCGAGCGAUGCUCAUAUCGGGUCAGGCGGGUCGUGUGCUGGAGUGGUAUCGUGAGAGGGUGUUCCAUGUGGCGUGUGAUGUGUGUGCGAGAUGUCCAGCAAGCCCGCGAGUGUCGCCGCGGCGCGGGCGGGCGUGGCUGGAGCGCCGCGCGUGCUGCUGUACGUGGCGGAGCCCCGCCAGUUAGAGGCGGCCGCCGCCAGCCCAGACACCCCGCCGCAGCGUUUAGACGCGCUCUACGAGAACCUGCCCGCCAAAACCGUCUAUAACGAUAGGAACUUCUACAAACCCUACAGUGAACCAGACAAAUUCGUCGACUCACAGACAACAUUCAUAAAGGAGCAGAGAAGUGAAGAACGGCCCAGUGUCAAGAGAACCACCUGGGACAGUGAAUACUUACAGCUGGACAGUGGUGAGUUCCAGCGAUGUGGAACGGAUAUGCCCAUAAGUGUGCCUAGUGAUUCAGUGCAAAACAGUGAGAGAGAUUUAGGAAAAUAUGUGAACUACCAUCUAUUAGAACAGAGUGUAACUCACCAGUCUAUAGUGAAUCAGAGUAUAAAUAUACUGAAUAGGUCUAUAAGUGAUAAUGAGGGCAGCCCCCAGUUGGUGCGGACUGCUGAGGGUGUUGUGCUUGCUGUGUUGCCUUCUGUGCAGGAGUCGGAAAGAACUAUACAAAGUGAAAUCCCACAGAGCAUUAAUGUUCCACUUGGCUGGAGAAGGAUUGUGAAUGGAUUAUCAGUCCUCUAUGUCAGUCCGAGUGGAACAGCGUUGAGCACGCUGCCCCAGCUCCGAGAGUACCUCCAGACGGCUGGCACCUGCAAAUGUGGCCUGCCGUGUCCAUUGCGACCCGAAACUGCAUUCAGCUUUGAUCCAAAGGUGGUGAGCAAACCGUACCAAGCCGCCUCCGGAGCAGAGUUGACUAAACUGUGCAACCAUAAACGGAAAUUGCUCGCGACGUUACAAGCGCGCGCGCAGUCACCAGCCACGCCACCGCCCCAGACUGAACAGAAGAAAGGUGUGGAUCCGGCUAAAAAGAAAAUGAAGAAAAGGACGGGUUUUGCGCCAAAUAUGAGCGUGUCUCAAAUGAUGGUGCAAAGGGAGAGACCCAUCAAUGAGUUCAAGGCUUUGGAAGAUCAGAAAAGGACAGCGUCUCCUGGAUCUUUAGUUCAACGGCCUGCUAAUCAGCAGUGUUUACCUUUCCCUCAACAAAAUAUGGUUAGUGUUAUCCCAGAAGAAGUAAAACAAGAAGCGCACGUGCAGAGAAGUUCACACUAUUUGACUGUUAGUAGUGGUUGGAUAACUCAGCACCCAGAAAAUAUUGAAAUGAACCAGAAACCAAACCAGGCUAUGCCAUCCACUGUCAAUAACGCUUUAAACGUUGGUCUUCCAGUAUUGGGAACUAAUGGACAGAUAAUUGGUGUUAAUACAAGCUACAAUAAAACAGCUAACGUAAAAAAUUCUAUGAGUAUCAUCCCACAGAAUGUUAUAGAACAGGAAAGAAAAGAAGAUGACAAGGAAUUGCAACUAAAACAGACGAAAGAGGAGUCUCAAAUAUUUUGCGGAUUAAAUCAACCUCUUACGCCAGAGGUUAUGCAGAAAAUAAAUGAACAGCAACAAAUUUUCAUACAAAGAAAUCAAAAGCAAAUAGAGGUCAUGAAAGGCUACAAAACGCAAAUGACGGAGAAUAUAACUAAGAAUAGUCAAGUAAUGCAAAAUCAGUUUGUGCCACAAAACCAAUUGGUUAUACAGAAUGGCGCUGUUGUUAAAACAAAUUCAGCAAAAACUCCGCCUUGGCAGGUUAAAAGAACUGAUGGUAACCCUAACUCAUUAACAAGCCCAAGCCCAAAGUUACAGAAAAUGGAUGGUUUGGAUUAUGAUGUUAACACAAAUCCUGAAGAAACCCCCCAAACAAAUAAUUUCCCUAACAACGAACAACCUAUGAACCAAGUGAUGUGCCCCAGGGUGCCUCCAUUACCGCAGCAUUAUAACAUGAUGAGUCAGCAAUGGCCCAACGUAGAUCUUAACAAGAAGAAAGGGAAGGUUACUAAAACACCUAAAAAGAAAAAUAAUCAAAUAGAAAAUAAGCAAAUUGUCUUUGGAAACAAUGGAAUGAAAUAUUUGCAAGAUCAAAAGAAGACGAGUGACGAUAUCAUGAGCAGCAAUGUUCCAUCAUUUAUGGAUGAUCCAAGCGGGUACUUGGCACAACAAACUGUUCUUUUAAACAACACGAUAUCUCGUCAAGUUGGCGUCAAUUCGGCUUAUGAAGGACAUCCUUACGAAGCUUCUACGAGUUCUUACAAUCCACAAAAUCAGGCCGAAAAGGGGAAACCAAUGAAUAAACAGUAUGAACCAAUCAAUGUGUUCAGAAAUAAUAUGGUACCAAAUUCAUCUCCCUCGCCUCAUACGCCGGACAGCAGCAUUGUGCCUGAAAAGGCUUCCGAAAAUAUCAUGCCACAAUGUUGCAAAGGCUGCAAUGUAACAUUCAAAGGAAACAAUUGCGAAGGUGAAACUCACAUGAGACAUAAAUUCAAGCAUAAUAUUUACCAGGAUCUCGAAACGGCUAGUCCAAAACAUGGUUUCGAUGAGAGUCCUGUCACAUCGUCGACUUUUCUCGAAAGAAAUAGCUUGUCGAAUGAAAAUUGUGGGCCAAUUCAGGCGGGCGUGGUCAGCACCAGUAACGUGUCACCAACAGAGACCCUGCAGCCUCCAGAGCCUUCGCCGACGUUAUCUAAUAGUUCGCGAAGUACUGACACACCACACAGUGGCGGUAGCAACGGCUCUCAACAGCAGAAUUGUACAUUCCCUAUGCCCAGCCCGGCAUAUUCUAACCCCGGAUCUUGCCGUGAUAACUUCAGUAGUAACCCCCCAACCCCUAAUAGUCAAGUCUACCCUUACAAUUCACCUGGGCCUCCCAACCCUCAAUCGAUAACCGGAACUCAAAUGAUGCACUUUAUAUCAAACCACAAUGUAAAUAAGAACCUUAUGGAAGUAGAUAACAUAUCAAUGGUCGGCGUGAAACCAGGCCUAAGGCAGGAGACGUUUAGACUCGAACCCAGAAGGAGGUAUGAAAAUGCCAUGCCAGGUUAUUGUCCUCCACCUCAUUUAGGGGGUGGGCCACCGUAUUCGUUGAUACAAACGAAUUACAUACAAACGUUUGUCACUACCAUGGCAAGUUUCUCUGUGCUUAGGGAUACGAUAACUUCGGUUUUAGCUGGUAAAGCCAACACGGCAACGACGUCUAUAAAUGCUUCACAUGCUAAUUUCAUCAGACCUCCGCCACCUCCAAGCGUCAAUUUAGCGACGACGUAUGCGAUACCAAAUAAUCAACCGGAUCCAUUUAUAAAUUCUGUUAAUCUACCGACGAGUUACCCUCUUCAUAUCGCUGGUACUACGGCACAAAAUAUGAUCUCAAAGUCUCCAUUAGAAAUGGUUCAAAAUGUGAUAAGCAGUCUUCCUGCUAAACCGGAAACAAGUAAUACUCAAAGUAUAUCUCUGACUGUGGGCAAGAGAGCCACUCCAGGUCAGAUUGUGAUCUCAUCCACCGGUCAGAUAAUAGUCAGCAGCAACCACAUGCCACCCCCGCCACCUAAAAAUACUUCGGCGGUAUCGCAAAUGUCCAAUGCUGUGACAAAUGUAACCUCUUCAGUGAGCCAAAUGGUUCCAGGCGGUCAGUCGAUGCUGAAUCAACCGACAGUUGUAGUCAAUACUUUGCCCACGCCUUUUAUGAUUCAGCCUCCCAUGAUGGCUGUUGAUGGCCAAGUUGUCCAACAAAAUACCGUGCUUCCUCAAAUCGUGACGGGAGGUCUAGUGUCUGGCCAGUCUUGCGAAACAUCUCGGCAGAUUGAAGUUAAGAACGGCCAAAGUUUCGUGCAGGGUGUCGCAAUGCUGUCGCCGGAAAGUAUCAAAAAGAGAAGUAAGAAGAAGAAAAAUCAAACUGCAAAUAUAACUAACGUCUUGCAAAUAACGGCUCCACAGCAGAAUCCCAAUAACAUUAUGCUCCACUCGUCGCCUCAGCAAAAUUCUAGUCCACAGUUUUCUCCACGUGGCUUUCAGCUGUCUCCGACAAACAAUAUUUCACCAACCCCAAUGCUGCAAGCGCUUACAAUUGUUCCCGGGAAGUCUGGUACUCCCGCACAUAUCGUCAUGAACGGACAAGGCAACUCCAACAAUUUUGGAUCACAACAAAUCAUCACAAACACAUCACCAUCGCAACAAAUAAAUUUAUUGCAACCCGUCAACUUGAUAAAUAAUGCUAGCAACGUGAUGUCAAACUUCCCGACGUUCCAGCAGUUCAUAGUGCCUAAUCUCGGGGGAAUGGUUAUGACAGCCGAUGGCACGACAAUUAUCCAGGAUAAUUCUUCUGGAAUGCCAAUGCAAUUACAGUUACAGACUGUUAACGGCCAAAAUGUUCUUACGCCGGUACAAAACCAGGGCGUAUUUACCACAGGAACUAACAGCGGCGUCGUCAUACGUCAGAACCAACAAGGCAAAAUCAUCCAAUCCCAACACAGCCCAGGAGCGCAAUUCCUGUCGCCUAACAGUCAAAUGAUGGUGAACAGUCCAAACUUCAACGGCCAGUUAAGCCCAUUACUGGCAAACUUAAGCCCGACGAACGUCACCUUCAACCAGAAUCAAGUUAGAUCUGGCAACGUUCAGGCCCAGGAGUUUAUACAGACCAAUCAAAUAGGGCAAACGUUGAUGGUCCCCUUAUCUCCCAAGCAGGUCAUACCGGCAUCCAACAGAAGUAACUCCACAUUCGUUCAACAGAACACGACAAUAGUGCAACAGCAAACGACCCUCGUUUCCAACUCCCACAACACCCAAUCCACGAACUUACAAGGGAACUCAUCACGUUUCAUGGAUGCUAUGAAUAAAGCACAGAAGAGGUUCAUUCAAACAGAAACUGUAGACGAUCACAAAGAGCGACAGCAAAUACCUCAAGAGGAUAAAGUGAAUUCCGAGGGUUACAAGUUUCUGAAUGAGUUCAGUCCGCAAAUGGGGCAAGAGGAAUUUUCCGUCCGGCACUCGGUGUCCACGCAGACGCUGUUGAACCAGCAGAGGGGUGGCAAGUCUCCCAGUAGUCAGGCUGUGACUGGCAGUAGUCCUCCAGAUACGACGACGCACAGCCCGUUGGGUGCCUCUGAAGCGGCCAGUCCAAGGAUUUACGGGUCUCGGUGUGUCUCCACUCAGGGCAAUUACGCAGAUACAACUACGAAAUCACCAGAGCCAGCAGAUGUUAAUUCUUCGGGUAUGGUACAAUGCGUGUCAAGCAGUGAGCAGGAUAUGGCUGAGUCCCAGGAACGCGCCUGGACCGUUCCCAGGACUGAGCAACCCCACGACACUGAUGCGUCUAAUCUCCUAUCAAACAUGCAGUUGAUGCGUCCUAACCGCGUGGAAUCCACCGAGAUGCCAUAUCUUGGCCCGGCGCAGCAUCAACUCCUGCCCAUGGGCUCCAAUAUAUACGACCGGCCUCCAUGUUACAAGCGGAAAAACGAAUUUGACUCUUACAGAAACGAGAAGAUUAUGAGGACGACCUAUAUGAAAGAUCUGGAAUAUGACAUGCAAGAGAAGAGUCAUUACCAGGGAACCAGUUCGGACAAAUAUGACCGGAUGGGGCCUGGACACGAUGCGAAAGGCGAGUCCAAGUUCCAAGUUGGAGAUUUAGUUUGGGGGCCGGUCAAGGGUUACGUCUCCUGGCCGGGGAAACUGAUGGGUCGGUGUGACGAUGGCAAGUGGAACGUACGCUGGUUCGGCGGCGACAAGGCGCCCAGUAACGUGGAAGACGGAAGGCUGCUGACCCUCACCGAGGGGUUGGAGGCCCAUCACGCGGCACGAACCAAGCACAGGAAGAGCAGAAAAUUGAACACUCUUUUAGAGAACGCUAUCCAAGAAGCGAUGUCCGAAUUGGAUAAGAAAAGCGACGGUACUAAUGAAAGUGUCGAUUCGGAACGCGGUGACGCAUUUGACGUGGAAGAGAUAACAGAGACCCCGAGGAGGAAGAAGGAUAAGAGAAAAGAGAAGUGUAAGAAGAGCAUAAAAGUCGAUACGCGGCUACGGAAUUCACGAUGACAAUUUUUUGGCGAGUUUUAUUAGAAAAUCAUGUUUUUUUGUACACGGGAGAUUUUCACUUGUAAAUACGUUUUUGUUUCAAAUUUUAGACGCCCGUUAGACAUGAUCAAUAUUUCGAUGGUUCCUAAUAUCUUCGAAUAUUAUUCCAAUAGGUUUUAGAUGUAGACACCGUAGUCUGUGCACUUAUAGUCCAAGCCGAGUUGUAUAACAUGUGUUUUUAUUAAUAAAUAUUAGUUACAUUAACAGCCUUAUUACUGCAACCCAUAGUCGCUUAGCGCAUAGUAUUUGAAGACUAAUUUUAUUUUUUUAACUAAGCACUUGGGGAGCGUUCAAAUAUUACGUAACGAG
Molecule: messenger RNA, 6987 nt
Organism: Pieris brassicae (large cabbage white)
Lineage: Eukaryota; Metazoa; Arthropoda; Insecta; Lepidoptera; Pieridae
Exons: 9
Coding region: 664-6639 (1991 amino acids)
Cellular component (GO): nucleus; chromocenter
Molecular function (GO): DNA binding; chromatin binding
Source: RefSeq, a predicted model, not a curated record